AUGCUUAGCAGCUCUGUCGAGGCGGUGGAUGAGGAGACGCUGCACGCCCUUCUCAUGCACCUUGGAGACGUACCCAGCGGCGCCAUAGCGGCAGCAGCGCAAGCGGCGCCAAACGCACCUGCCAAGCUGGAGACUACUUCCUCGCCUGCCUUCCUGUCGGGUACCUUUUCUGGCCUGGCAAACGAAUGCGGCAAAGGUGACGCCAACGCCGACGACGACAUUCCCGAGUACGCGCUCCCCGAUGCGCAGUACAUUGAGCGCACGAUGCUCCCCCUGCUGCUGCGUGGGUUGGAGGUGGUCGCGCAGGUUCGCCCGCCUGACCCCCUCGCCUUCCUUGGCGCGUACAUGAUCUGCAACAACCCACAGAAGCCGCCAGCCGAGAAUAGUUCCUCAGCUUCGGCGAAAGGACUUGAGAAGGUGCUCCCCACUAGGGGAGGUGCACCUGUCGAUGACACCGCUCCUCCUGCGCUUGAAGAGGUGGUGACGCAGGCCAUGAGCCGUUUUACCACCUCCAAGAGCGACACCAGCGCCACCCCGAAGCCCACCGUGGCUGUCGGCCGUGCUGCCUCAGCGGGGACGAAGAACGCCUAG
This is a messenger RNA of Leishmania braziliensis MHOM/BR/75/M2904, 591 nucleotides long. RefSeq lists its product as hypothetical. The record is from RefSeq and is a predicted model, not a curated record. The transcript has a single exon. Lineage: Eukaryota; Euglenozoa; Kinetoplastea; Trypanosomatida; Trypanosomatidae. Bases 1 to 591 code for a protein of 196 amino acids.